CCUCUGGAGCUGCUUGUGACCCAGGAGCUGAAAAUGAAAAACACAUGAACGAAGGCGAGAAGAUAACGGAAAUAAGCAGUAUCUUUUUUUUAAGUAACAGGAAUUUGAAAUACUGUGCUGGGAACACAUAUUUUAACAAGUAACAGACACAGGCACACUGGCAUGUCACGAACGUGUUGUUGACGGGGUAGUUCUGCGGAAGGUGUGUUUAUGUACUCGACUCCGCGCUGUCGUAACUGAAAGAGAAAGGGGAAGAAUAAACUCGUUUAUUUUUUCAACUCUGUCAAAAAUCCGGUCUGGAGUAUGCCUGCUUGGUACAUAGAGUGCAAAGAGGGCAUUCGUCAUCAAGGAGGAAGAUUGAGUUCCCACUCACUUCCUCUACCAGCUGUUGCCAUGGCGAUCCUCUUUGCAGUAGUGGCUCGUGGUACAACAAUCCUGGCGAAGCAUGCCUGGUGUGGAGGCAACUUCCUGGAGGUGACCGAGCAAGUAUUGGCUAAGAUCCCCUCCGAGAACAACAAGCUCACCUACUCGCAUGGCAAUUACCUGUUUCAUUACAUUUGUCAAGACAGAAUCAUUUUCCUCUGUAUCACAGACGAUGACUUUGAGAGAUCCCGAGCGUUUAAUUUCCUCAACGAGAUUAAGAAGCGCUUCCAGACAACGUACGGCUCGCGGGCACAGACGGCACUACCCUACGCCAUGAACAGCGAGUUCUCCAGCCUGCUCGCAGCUCAGAUGAAGCACCAUUCAGACAUCAAGGGCUCUGACCGUGUGACGGAGACUCAGACCCAGGUGGACGAGCUGAAAGGCAUCAUGGUCAGAAAUAUUGAUUUGGUUGCACAGAGAGGAGAAAGACUGGAGCUGCUAAUAGACAAGACAGAGAGCCUGGUGGAUUCAUCCGUCACGUUCAAAACCACGAGCAGGAACCUGGCCCGGUCAAUGUGCAUGAAAAACUUCAAGCUCACCAUUAUAAUAGCGGUGGUAUCCCUUAUUGUGAUCUAUGUCAUCGUCUCCGCAGCCUGUGGUGGGCUCAGCUGGCCAAGCUGUGUCAAAAAGUAACAGGCAGAGGAACGCACCAUAGCAUGGGGCCCCAUUGAGGGAACAGAACUGUACAACCGACCAACUGAUAACCAGAGCUCACCUUUAACCUGCGCCCGUUCCUUCCUUCCUCUAAUCCGUUCCCAUUCAAGGACUACUGCAUCCAAGCCUGCCUUAUUAACAGAAAAAGACCCAUCUAAACAAAAACACAUUUUAUAUACUCAUUUCAUAUAGACGUGGACUCUACAAUCAUUGUACAGAUUGUGAUUUAAUUGCAGUAUUCUAGCCUGAUUUACUGUGAAGGUUUAAAUGUUGUUCUAGAUUUCAGUUCUAAUCUUGUAACUUUUCAGUCUUAUGAAAGAGUUGAUCUAAUGGUAGCCAUUGUGUGAUAAAGCAGGGAAUAUACUACGACUACCAGCUUGUUUCCCAUGUUUCAGAUUUGGUUCCCUUUUUUAAUGUAGUGGUAUAUCCUCAGUAAACCUGGAUGCACAGACUGUAGCUUUUAUUUAUAAAGAUGGAGACAGAGCUGUCCAAUCCCACUGAACUAAAUAGAUUAAUACAUGAAAACACAGUGAAAAGGCAAGACCCAGAUGUGCAGCUGCAGAUGAAAGAAAAUAGUGAGCUGUGUACAGGAUAGUGGAAUCUGAAAUUUACAGCAACAGUCACUGCAGAACGUGCACUGAAGGUCAUACUAGUCAUGUGAGCCCCAAUCCUGAAAGCGCAGUCGCUCAAAAAACAGUGACUGACGUUCUGAUUUUGAGGAUAUUAGUUCUGUAACUUGUUCUGUGAAGUUGCUCUUCUCUACAUCAAUCAAUGGAAGACUUGAAUGAAAAGGUAGCGUUUUUUUUUAAGAAGCAUGUAUUAUUUAUUUCUUUAGCUUUAUUUUUUUUAUGUAUUGACUGUAUUGCCUCCAACUCCCUUCUCCUCGAUGGUAGCAGCAACCCAUGUGAUUAAUUUACCAACCUGUAAAUUGGCUAAUAGUUAAGACCUCUUAUGGCUAUAAUAUAAAUGACUGGUUUUGGCUCUUUUCUGUAAAUAAAAUAAAAUAAAUAUAUUUAAAAAAAA
Molecule: messenger RNA, 2100 nt
Organism: Polyodon spathula (Mississippi paddlefish)
Lineage: Eukaryota; Metazoa; Chordata; Actinopteri; Acipenseriformes; Polyodontidae
Product: vesicle-associated membrane protein 7
Exons: 9
Coding region: 304-1056 (250 amino acids)
Biological process (GO): vesicle fusion; exocytosis
Cellular component (GO): membrane; SNARE complex
Molecular function (GO): SNAP receptor activity; SNARE binding
Source: RefSeq, a predicted model, not a curated record